AGUACGACCAGCAGGAGCUACCGUCAGGAAAGUUAGCUAGCACACUGCUUUCUAUUUCCACCUUUAAAACGGCGACUCUAACUUAUUCUAACUGAAUGGCUAUAUGGAUGCAUCUUCAUUGCAAGUAGUUAGUGUAACUUAGGGGCUAGCGUUAGUAAACUCUGUGCAGUAGCUGUAAGUUGUCUCAAAGUAGAGACAUGCUAGGCUAGCAUAUGUCAACAUCCCAGGGCAGUUGGAGCUGCUAGGAGUUUGAGUUGUUAAGGAGAGCCUGCUCAGCUGUUUCAUUAUGAAGACCAAUAAGUCGUACAAGCUUGUGCUGCACAAGAAAGGUUUUGGUGGAAGUGAUGAUGAGUUGGUUGUCAACCCAAAAGUUUUCCCUCAAGUCAGUCUGAGGGAUAUAAUCGAGAUCGCACACCCCACAGAUGAAUACAGUCCUCUCCUGCUGCAAGUGAAGAGCCUAAAAGAGGACCUUCAGAAAGAGACGAUCAGUGUGGACCAGACUGUAGCUCAAGCCUUCAAGUUGCGUGCCUACCAGGAUGUCAUUGUCAACAUUGUCGACCCAAAGGAUGUAACACUUGACCUGGUGGAGCUGACCUUCAAGGAUCAGUACAUCGGCAGAGGGGACAUGUGGAGACUAAAGAAAAGUCUGGUGAGCACCUGUGCUUAUGUGACACAGAAAGUGGAGUUUGCAGGAAUCAGGGCCCAGGCCAGUGAAUUGUGGGUGAAAGGAGAGAAAGUGACCUGUGGGUACAUCAGUGAAGACACCAGGGUGGUGUUCAGAUCCACAUCUGCAAUGGUGUACAUCUUUAUCCAGAUGAGUUGUGAGAUGUGGGACUUUGACAUCUAUGGGGAUCUCUACUUUGAGAAGGCUGUAAAUGGUUUCCUGUCUGACCUUUUCGCCAAGUGGAAGGAGAAGAACUGCAGUCAUGAAGUGACAGUUGUACUUUUCUCACGUACAUUCUACAAUGCCAAAUCUAUCGAUGAAUUUCCUGAGAUUCUGAGAGGGUCCAUCAGACAGGAUCACGAGGGACGUUUUUAUGAAGACUUUUACAGGGUUGUUGCUCAGAAUGAGAGACGGGAUGAGUGGACAUCACUACUGGUCACUAUCAAGAAGCUCUUCAUUCAGUAUCCUGUCCUGGUGCGGCUCAAGGAAGCAGAUGGUUUUCCUGUUGGUAACAACUCAACUGCUGCUCAAGGAAACUACCUGGAGGCCAUUAACCUUUCCUUCAAUGUGUUUGACAAGCACUACAUCAACCGAAACUUUGACCGCACAGGCCAGAUGUCAGUGGUCAUCACACCCGGGGUGGGAGUGUUUGAAGUUGACCGCCUACUUAUGAUUCUCACUAAACAGCGUAUGAUUGACAACGGUAUUGGGGUAGACUUGGUGUGUAUGGGGGAGCAGCCACUGCAUGCAGUACCAUUAUUUAAGUUGCACAACAGGACAACACCUGGAGACUCUCGUGUUGGAGACGACUAUAACCUUCCUCACUGGAUCAACCACAGCUUCUACACCUCCAAAAGUCAGAACUCAUGUAGCUCCUUCACCCCUCGAAUCAAACUGGCUGGUCGCAAGCUUCAUGCUGAGAAAUUUAAGAGCAGCAAGGACCACACUCUCUGUGCUCCAAAAGACUCUGAAAACAGCCUGCCAAUUCAGGUGGACUACGACGCCUAUGAUGCUCAGGUGUUCAGACUGCCUGGUCCUUCACGAAUUCAGAGGAGUACCAACUUCAGGAUGGGUCGAGACAAAGAGACGAGUGGGAGGAAGAGCUGGGGCUCAGUGGACGUCAGUGCAGGCAUAGGCGCGUCCCCUCCUAUUCGCUCCGGAGGUCCGGACGAACAGCGUAGCCUGGCCUCUGAUGAUAGUCUGGGCCCUGUGUCCAACAUGCUGCUUAUACCUCGCAUGCCUCCUGCCCAGUAUGAAGUCAGCAGCUCCCUGGGAUACACCAGCACCAGAGAGUUGUUGGAGAAGAUGAUGGACUCUCAGCGGGACUCCAGUGCCCCGGGCAGGUUCACAGUGGGAAGUGCUGAAUCCACCCUGCACAUCCGUCCAGGAGGUUACACCCCACAGAGAGCACUCAUAAACCCCUUCACCCCAUCCAGAAUGCCCAUGAAGCUCACUUCCAACCGACGGCGGUGGAUGCACACCUUUCCUGUUGGUCCUUCUGGAGAAGCAAUCCAGAUCCAUCACCAGACCAGACAGAACAUGGCUGAACUGCAGGGCAGCCAGCAGAGAGAUCCUGCACACACCUCCGCUGAGCUGCUGGAGCUGGCCUAUCAUGAGGCCACCGGAAGGCGAACUACCUCCAGACAUGCAGGGGAGAACGGCGUUUGCAUUGGUGGAGGGAUGGAAGAGUUUACAGGGAGUCCAGGGAGCAACUACAGUGGAACUCUAACCAACCGUGGCUCCACAUUUGAAGACCUUUCCCUCAGUGGUUCAGAUCCAAGCCCCUCAGGAAUCACCAGCAGGGGCGACAAGGCCAGUAAAAUGCCCAGCUUCUGCUGCACAGUGGGGGUAGACUGGAAGUCUCUGACCACACCGGCCUGCCUGCCCCUCACCACCGACUACUUCCCCGACCGCCAGACGCUACAGAACGACUACACUGAAGGAUGCUAUGACCUGCUGCCACACAGCGACCUGGAGAGGCGAGAAGAUGAAGCUCCGGUGAUGAGUGCGUCUCAGGUGUUUGAGGAGUUUAUCUGUCAGAGGUUGAUGCAAGGCUACCAGAUCAUAGUUCAGCCCAAUAACAGGAAGCCACAGCCCGCUGUGGCCACUCCACUCGGCAGCAGUCCUCUUUACUCCAGAGGUUUGGUGUCACUGCGUCGAGCUGAGGAGGAGGAGACAGUUUACUGGCUCAGUAUGGGCCGGACCUUCCAUAAAGUUUGCCUCAAAGACAAGAUCAUCACUGUCACUCGCUACCUGCCAAAGUACCCGUAUGAGUCGGCACAGAUCCAGUACAGCUACAGUCUGUGUCCUCCACACUCUGAUGCUCAGUUUGUGUCCUGCUGGGUGGAGUUUGGCCAUGAGAGGCUGGAGGAAUACAAGUGGAACUACCUGGACCAGUACAUCUGCUCUGCUGGCUCUGAGGACUUCAGUUUGAUCGACUCUCUGAAGUUCUGGAGGACCCGCUUCCUCCUGCUGCCAGCCGGAGGAGCUCGGCGGGUGGCAGAUGGGGAGGGGCACUGGGAUGUGUAUGGGGAGGGAGCAGGUGCUGGGAUGGGUGGCAGCGGGGACUGGGUCCUGCUGGAUGGCUUCAUUCGCUUCCUGGAGGGUCUCAACCGCAUUCGACGACGCCAUCGUUCUGAUAGGAUCAUCAGGCAGAAGGGCACACCGAUGAAAGGACUGCAGGUCACCAGUCCUCUCCCUCCGUAUCCCACCGAGCCAGUGGUGCCCCCACAGGGCAAGAAAGGCACAUCAGCUUUAUCAGCUUUACUUGAGAUGGAGCAGAACCAGAAAACACUGGAAGAACAGCAGCAGCAGCAGCAGGCAAAGCCCUCAACAGCCAUCAGUGACCCUGCAAGUGUUGCCACCGCUCCCACAUAUGUAGACAGUCCCCGCAAGGAUGCUGCCUUUAUUUUGGAUUUUAUACGUAGCCCUCGCUCCUCCUACAUCUAUCACUCUCAGUUGCCUGGCGAGGCCAGUGAGGCUGCAGAUAAAGGAGUCCAGCCAGCAGUGACAGCUGGAGCAGCAGCACAGCCUGCAGUAGAGACUGCAGCCAGCAGCAGCACCUCAGACACCAGUGGGCAGUGUGCAGCGGGAGCCCUUUCUCUGUCCUCUUCCUCAACACUCUUGGAGAUCCUGGAGGCCAUCAAACAUCCCACGACAGGUGUACAACUGCUCCCGGAGCAGAAAGGCCUACCACUCAACUGUUUUAUAAGUGCAGAGGUCGUUCAUUGGCUGGUCAACAAUGUGGAGGGCGUGGCCACACAGGGGAUGGCUGUGGAUGUCAUGCAAAAAAUGCUGGAUGAAGGUUUGGUGGCCCACGCUUCCGGAGAUGCCAUGCGCACCUUCGUCUACGGAUUCUACUUCUACAGGAUAGUAGGAGAGAAGGAUGGCCAGACCUCCCAGCUUCCCACCACAGCGGCUGGAGGCUGGUCUCCUGCAGCCCUGGAGGACUUUGCUCUGUUCCAGAGGAAGUGGUUUGAGGUGGCCUUUGUGCUGGAGGAGCGGAGACCUUGCGACCUCCCAGCGUUCCUCCUGCCUUGGCUGCCCAGCCGGCCAGCCUCCUACGCAAGUAGGCACAGCUCCUUCAGCCGCAGCUUUGGGGGACGCAGCCAGGCCGCGGCACUGCUAGCGGCUACAGUCCCAGAGCAGAAGACCGUCACUUUGGAUGUGGACGUUAACAACCGCAGUGACCGAACCGAGUGGUGCAGCUGUUAUUACCACGGAAACUUCUCCCUUAACUCUGCCUUUGAGAUCAAGCUGCACUGGAUGGCUGUGACUGCUGCAGUGCUCUUUGAGAUGGUUCAAGGGUGGCACCGGAAAGCAGCAUCCUGCGGCUUCUUGCUGGUCCCUGUGCUGGAGGUUCCUUUUGCGCUGACCUCGUACCUGUAUGGAGAUCCACUGAGAGCCCAGCUCUUCAUUCCUCUGAACAUCCACUGUCUGCUGAAGAACAGCAGCGACAACCUUUUUGAAGGUUUUGAACCAGAGACGUACUGGGACAGGAUGCAACUCUUUCAGGAAGCUAUACUCUACAGAUUCGGCUUUGUGCAUGACAAGUUUUCUGCUUCAGCUUUUAAUUUCCCCUCUGAGAACAAGCCCCAGUACAUCCACGUUACAGGCACCGUGUUCCUGCAGCUGCCAUACUCCAAAAGGAAGUACUCAAGCGGGCAGCAGCGCAGACGCAGAAACUCCACCACCUCCAACAGCCAGGGGCCUUUCGGUGGCGAGGAGCGGGUCGGAUACUACUGGGCCUACAACACCAUGCUGACCAAGGCCUGGAGGACAGGCGUGCUGGGGGACGAGAGGCUCGCCGAUCGGCUGCUCAGGGACUUCACAGACUUCUGUGCCAACAAGGACAACAGACUGCUCAACCUGUGGGACAGCUGCCAGGAGAAAAUGAAUGCCAGCGCUCCCUGACAGGAGAGAUGAGUGCAGGAAAACAAAAUGUAGACGGAAACUGUUUUUACUCUUUAUUUAUCCAGCUACGUGUUGGACUCAGAGUUCCACACUGUUGUUGCUGUUCAGGGGCAAACAGGUGACUUUGACAGGUCUGCUGCUCCAACUGACCCGAUAAGAAUGUUCUCUUUGGAUGUUAACAGUAUUAAAUGCUUGGUCUCUGCAUUUUAAAAAUCAAGCCUUAAUGUUGUGUUUCAUUGAUUUUGUUUAUUUACACAAUAUAAAUAAUACGUAUAUUCAUUUUAAACUUUUGUUUUUGGACCAGUGAAACAAGGAACUCUGCCUGUCUGUUAAGCACCAGACAGUUUUAGAAUUCCACUGGUUUUCAUGUCACAUCCACCUGACACCCUCCAACUGUUGAAGUUUUAUGUUGCAUCCAAUAAGCAACCACUUCCUGUCAUCUUCAGUUUAGUCACAAGCAGUGUUAUAAUGGGACAGGACAGAUCUGUAGCUGAAUCAUCUGAGUAGGCUGUUUUUUUUUUUAAGUAUCAUCCACAAAGCACUGUUCACUUGUCUUGUUAACACAGGCAGGGGGUGUCUGUUCAUCUGUGUCAUUUUCUGACCUGAAACCAUUGGCGGCACCAAGAGGCGGCCCCCCUUAAAGAUCUGACUGAGAAGCUGAGGACACCAUCGGCAGACACCCUGUUUCUAAUUAAUUAAAAAUAAAAAAUUACUUAAAAUAAUUAUGCGUCACUUUAAGCUUU
Molecule: messenger RNA, 5820 nt
Organism: Epinephelus moara (kelp grouper)
Lineage: Eukaryota; Metazoa; Chordata; Actinopteri; Perciformes; Serranidae
Gene: depdc5
Product: DEP domain containing 5, GATOR1 subcomplex subunit
Exons: 44
Coding region: 287-5077 (1596 amino acids)
Biological process (GO): negative regulation of TORC1 signaling; cellular response to amino acid starvation; positive regulation of autophagy
Cellular component (GO): GATOR1 complex; lysosomal membrane
Molecular function (GO): GTPase activator activity
Source: RefSeq, a predicted model, not a curated record